AUGCAAAGACUGAUAAGUGAAGAAGAUGUAUACCGCAACAAUUUAUCAUGGACAUAUCCGGUUGUAGUGCCAAAUCAAGAUGGCGAAAAAACGGUAGGUGCCUUUGAAGGUGAUGGGCUUCCGAUUUCAGUGUCAAAUAAAUGUGCAAGAAAUACGGUGCCCGCUCCCAAUGGUAUGACUGAUAACCGAAAGGAAAAGAACGUGGAUGUCAAUGCUGAAGUGGUGUCGAUGGUUCCACCGGAAGUAAAAGCUAAGAAAAGAGCCGUAAAAGAUGAAUCGAAAUAUGAACUACACUUGAAUAGAGAACGAGAGCAAAGAAAAAAGAUGACAAAAAUGUUUCAUGAUCUUGGUGAUAUAAUCCCCGAUCUCCCUCCAAGGGCAGACAAAGUGAAAAUAGUGGAUGAGGCAAUAUUGUACAUGCAAAAAUUGGAGAAAAUCCUUCACAACAUGGAGAAGCAAAAGCUGAAAAGAGCUGAGAAGCAAAUGAUGCCAGAGAUGAUAAAAUCCAAAUCCAUAUCCAAAUCUGAAUUUUUGUCGACGAGGGGUUUCAAGACAUGGGCAUCUCCGAAUGUGGUUCUAAAUGUGGCCGGUAAUGACGCACACUUGAGCAUCUACUACCCCCGCAUCAACCCCAAACCCCAACUGCUUAUCGUUGUCUGCUCUCUCAUGCACAACUAUAACCUCUCUAUCAUCUCGGGGCACCUCAACACCAUUUGUUUUGGACGCAUGCUCUUCCUCCAUGUAACUGUGGCGCCGGAUCACUUCCCAAAGACACUUCCCUUUGCUGAAGAAAUUUACAAACAAGUCGCUUCCGACAUCAUGGCCUGGAUUAAUGCUUAA
Andrographis paniculata is the source of this 840-nucleotide messenger RNA. RefSeq names its product transcription factor bHLH95-like. The transcript is spliced from 3 exons. Gene Ontology annotation, biological process: endosperm development; regulation of DNA-templated transcription. NCBI's taxonomy places the organism in Eukaryota, Viridiplantae, Streptophyta, Magnoliopsida, Lamiales, Acanthaceae. Gene Ontology annotation, molecular function: DNA-binding transcription factor activity; protein dimerization activity. The coding region runs from base 1 to 840 and encodes 279 amino acids. The record is from RefSeq and is a predicted model, not a curated record.